UCUUCCUCUUUCUCUCACUAAAACCCUUGUUUCCUUCACUCGCCGUCGCUUUUCCCGUCAUCGGAAUCUUCAAAUUCGACUCUCGCUUCACUACGAUCCAUGUCCGGUGUCGUACGAUCUUCUCCCGGUUCUUCUCAGCCGCCACCGCCGCCGCCGCACCAUCCACCGUCAUCUCCGGUUCCGGUUACAUCUACGCCGGUUAUACCACCUAUACGUCGUCACUUAGCUUUCGCCUCAACAAAACCUCCGUUUCAUCCUUCCGAUGAUUACCAUCGAUUUAACCCUUCUUCGCUCAGUAAUAAUAACGACAGGAGCUUCGUUCAUGGUUGUGGUGUUGUAGAUCGGGAGGAAGAUGCUGUCGUUGUUAGAUCUCCUAUUUUCCCCAGUGAGAUUGGUUUAGAAAUUCGAGGAUGUUUUGGGGAUUUCGAUUGCUACUUGUUGCUUCUAAGUCUGAUUCAAAAGCUUCGCAGCGUUAGAUUAUCGUCGAUUCGUGUCAAUUUUUGUCGUUUGUUUAGCUUCGCGAUGUCACGAAAGAGAAAGGCGACAAUGGAUAUGGUUGUUGCUCCAUCUAAUAAUGGAUUCACGAGUUCUGGUUUCACUAACAUACCUAGCAGUCCCUGUCAAACUCCUAGAAAAGGGGGCAGAGUCAACAUCAAGUCAAAGGCCAAAGGAAACAAGUCAACUCCUCAAACACCCAUCUCGACAAACGCUGUUAGAUCCUUUUAUGAAAUAUCUUUCAUGUCUAGAGUAACAAGUCUCCUUACAAAAAAGUUCGUCAAUCUAAUUAAACAAGCCAAAGAUGGAAUGCUGGACCUAAACAAAGCUGCAGAAACAUUGGAGGUGCAGAAACGACGUAUAUAUGAUAUUACAAACGUUUUGGAGGGGAUAGAUCUCAUUGAAAAGCCUUUCAAGAAUCGAAUACUUUGGAAGGGAGUUGAUGCGUGUCCUGGCGAUGAGGAUGCUGACGUAUCUGUAUUACAGCUGCAGGCAGAAAUUGAAAACCUCGCCCUCGAAGAGCAAGCAUUAGACAACCAAAUCAGAUGGCUUUUUGUAACUGAAGAGGAUAUCAAGAGUUUACCAGGUUUCCAGAACCAGACUCUGAUAGCCGUCAAAGCUCCUCAUGGCACAACUUUGGAAGUGCCUGAUCCAGAUGAAGCGGCUGACCACCCACAAAGGAGAUACAGGAUCAUUCUUAGAAGUACAAUGGGACCUAUUGACGUAUACCUCGUCAGCGAAUUUGAAGGGAAAUUCGAAGACACAAAUGGGAGUGGUGCAGCACCACCAGCAUGCUUGCCUAUUGCUUCUAGCUCAGGAUCUACAGGACACCAUGACAUCGAAGCCUUAACUGUUGACAACCCAGAAACUGCUAUUGUGUCUCAUGAUCAUCCUCAUCCUCAACCCGGCGAUACCUCUGAUCUUAAUUAUUUGCAAGAGCAAGUAGGAGGAAUGCUUAAGAUUACUCCCUCUGAUGUUGAAAAUGAUGAGUCGGACUACUGGCUUCUCUCAAAUGCUGAGAUUAGCAUGACGGAUAUUUGGAAAACUGACUCUGGUAUCGAUUGGGAUUAUGGAAUAGCCGACGUGAGUACUCCACCACCAGGAAUGGGCGAAAUAGCACCAACAGCUGUUGACUCAACCCCGAGAUGAUCGAAUACCAAGCACACUUCUCAACUUCUGAUCCCAAAUGUGUUACCUCACAACACUCCCUAAAAUCAUAUACAAGGAGGGAGCAACUACAGAACGUGUAUGAACCAAUGGCAGGUGCGUUCCAUACAAUGUACCAUUAGAUUAUGAUUCAUUUAUCGCCUAGAGUGAUGUUGUAGAGGAGCACCGAGAAACUAAUGUAAGUUUAACAGAGAAUGUACUUCAUCGGCUGCAUUGGUACACUAUUUGAUUAUAAUAUUUUUGACCACUCAAAUGCAUCUUUAUAAUCAGCUA
This is a messenger RNA of Arabidopsis thaliana (thale cress), 1935 nucleotides long. It is a transcript of the gene E2F3, whose product is annotated as E2F transcription factor 3. Lineage: Eukaryota; Viridiplantae; Streptophyta; Magnoliopsida; Brassicales; Brassicaceae. The coding region runs from base 100 to 1644 and encodes 514 amino acids. The transcript is spliced from 13 exons. Gene Ontology annotation, biological process: regulation of transcription by RNA polymerase II; regulation of DNA-templated transcription. Gene Ontology annotation, cellular component: cytoplasm; transcription regulator complex; nucleus. The record is from RefSeq and is marked reviewed. Gene Ontology annotation, molecular function: DNA binding; protein dimerization activity; RNA polymerase II cis-regulatory region sequence-specific DNA binding.